AUGGAGUCAACAUCAGAUGUAUUACGACAGCGGAAACUAGCUAGGAUGAAGAGGAAAUAUGCCGAGCUAACUGCCAUAGACAAACAAAAGUACAUAGACAAAGUGAAAAAAGCUAAGACGCUGAGGAAAGAAAGAAAUUCGAUUGGUUACAACCAUAAUCCUAUGCAUGAGGAAGUGACUAGCCCUUUUACAGAAGUUGCAUCAAAUGCAGUAGCAUUAGCUUCUACCAAUGAAAAAUGCCAAAAACCGCCAAUUACUAAGUGGCUUUUAAGAGCACAAAUGAUUCCUGCCCGACGAUCAGAAGGUCUAACAAUUUAUGAUCCUGUAUGCUCAGAGUUGCAUGAAUUAAAACACGUUCCUAAUUGCAUACAUUGUCAUGCCGUAAGAUUUGAAUAUGAACCUAAGACAUUUUGUUGUGGCAAUGGAAAAGUUAGAGUUGCGCCUAUUGAAAUGCCAGAUGAAAUGUAUGACCUGUUUGUCUCUGAAUCAGAAGAAGCUGUAACCUUUCGCAAGAAUAUCCGUGCGUUGAAUUGCAUAUUCUCUUUCACCUCAUUAGGAGUGAAAUUAGAUAAGGAUCUUGCAUCUGCAAAGCAUGGGGUUUACACUUUUCGAGCACAAGGCAUGGUAUAUCACGAUCUUCCAGGAUUGACUCCAAAUGAAGCUGGCCCUACCAAUUUUCAGUUAUAUUUUGUUGAAACCGAAAAAGAGAUUGAGAAUCGGUUAAAGAUUCUAGAUAAUUCGGAACUAUCUGAACCUAUAAUCAACAAAGUUAUGAAAAUUAUGGAGGUAAAUCCAUAUGCAAGAUUAUUCAGGACAUUAAAGGAUUAUCCUUCUAUAGAUAAUGUUCAACUUCAUAUCUCGAAAGACGUGCGAUUAGACCAGCGUGUUUACAAUUCUCCAACUGCGGAUCAAGUAGCAGCUAUUUGGGUUGAAGGAAAUGAUCCUCAUAUACCAGCUGAACGAGAUAUUGUUGUUCAUGCACGGUCAGGCCAUAAGCAUAGAAUCAAACAUUAUUACGGUUGUUAUGAUCCGAUGCAAUAUCCCCUUCUCUUUCCAAAAGGUGAUACAGGGUGGCACCAAAAUAUACCAAAAAUAGGAGCCCAGACGUCGAAUACUAUAAUCAGUUCAUAUACAGAACAACAAAGAGCAAAUGAGGAAGCUGCAGAAUCGGAAAAUAUAACUUCUUCAUAUGACAUUCUCGCAAGAGAACAACAAGCAAAUGAUGUAGCUGCGAAACCGAAAAAUAUAACUUCUGCAGAUGACAUUCUCUCACAAGAACAACAAGGAAUCCGUGGAGAAAAUAAUAAAAAGGUCUCUUGCCGAGAGUAUAGUUGUUACAGGCUACAAAUAAGAAAUCCACGACAAUCCACAUUGUUGUUUGCAGGACGUCUACUCCAACAAUACGUUGUCGACAUGUACAUAAAAUUAGAGACAACAAGGUUAGAUUACUGUAGACAUAAUCAGUCUAAUUUGAGAUCUGAGUUAUACCAAGGAAUCAUGAAAAGUGUACAACAAGGAGAGACAAGAGGCAACGAGGUUGGAAAAAGAAUUAUUCUACCACCAUCUUUUAUCGGAGGUCCGAGAGAUAUGCGUCGUAGAUAUCUUGAUGCAUUGGCGUUAGUCCAAAGGUUUGGAAAACCUGAUUUUUUUAUUACAAUGACUUGCAAUCCAGAGUGGGCAGAAAUACAAGAAAAUUUGUACCCUGGUCAAAAGGCUCAGGAUCGACCUGAUUUAACCUCAAGAGUCUUUCGAGCAAAAUUGCAAGAUUUAAAAGAUCAGUUGUUUAAAAAGGAGAUACUUGGAAAAGUGGCUGCACAUGUGCACGUGAUUGAAUUCCAAAAAAGAGGACUUCCACAUGCUCAUAUGUUGAUUAUACUGAAGUCGGAGUAUAAAAUUACCACUCCAGAUACCUAUGAUAGGUUCGUGAGUGCAGAACUUCCAGAUCCAGAAAAACAUCCUGCACUUCAUGCCUUGGUUGUGAAACAUAUGAUGCAUGGACCAUGUGGGUCAAAGAACAAGAGUAAUUCUUGUAUGGUUGAUGAAAAAUGCAAAUAUCAUUAUCCACGACCAUAUUGUGAAAGCACGAUUCAAGGCAAAGAUGGAUAUCCGAUAUAUAAAAGGAGAAGAAAUGGAAUUACUGUCCAAGUUCGCAGAGCUCAUCUAAAUAACCAGUGGGUAGUACCAUAUAACCCAUAUCUUUUGUCCAGAUAUAAUUGUCAUAUAAAUGUUGAGAUAUGUUAUGGAGUGACAGCAGUUAAGUAUCUAUACAAGUAUAACUACAAAGGGCAUGACAGAGUGGCUGUUAAUAUGUCACAGAAUGAUGAAGAAAAUAAUAUUGAUGAGAUCAAAGAAUAUCAAGAUGCUCGAUGGGUCUCAGCUCAAGAAGCCAUUUGGAGGAUUUACGAAUUCAAUUUGAAUGAAAUAUCUCCACCAGUCAUUGACCUCCAUCUUCAUCUACCUAACCAACAAUGUGUCACUUACUGGGCAAAUCAAAAUUUGAGCAACGUCCUCAAAUGGGACCAUGUGUCUAAGACAAUGCUCACCGAGUAUUUUUCAAUGUGUUCGAGAAGUGAAAAAGCGCGAAAAUACCUUUACAAGGAGUUCCCAGAAUAUUACGUAUGGGACAAGCAAGGUAGAUGUUGGUCUGAAAGAAAGAAAAGAGAUGUGAUAGGGCGUAUACAUGGUGCAAAUCCUAUGGAAGGAGAACGGUAUUAUCUUCGAUUACUAUUGAAUCAUGUAAGAGGUCCAACAUCUUUUCUAGAUCUUUUAACAGUUAAUGGAAUACGAUGUGCUAACUUCAAAGAAGCAUCACAAAAAAGAGGCUUACUAGAGUCUGAUCAAAGUGUUAUUGAAUGUUUAAAUGAAGCCAUCACUUUUCAAAUGCCUCAUGAAUUGCGCCGAUUAUUUGCAACCGUCUUGGUAUAUUGUGCUCCAACAGAUGUGAGAGUUCUUUGGGACACAUAUUUUGAAGCAAUGUCAGAGGACUUUAGAAAAGAAAAUGAUACAUCAAAGGAGAGACAAAUUACGAGAACUCUCCAAAGUGUGAAUUAUUUUUUGGAGAGCAUGGGGAAAAAAUUGGAAUCAUAUGAUCUUCCAAGUGCUCCAGUUGAUACUAACCACGUGACUACAAAUCUGUCAAGAGAGAUAGAAGAUGAGUUGUCAAUAGAAAUACCUUCUGAAGAUUACGAGGCCGAGAAAAAACUGAAUAAAGAACAACAAGAUGCCUUCAAAGUAAUCUUAGAAUUCAUACACAAAGGUAAAGCCGGUAUGUUCUUCAUUGAUGGCCCAGGGGGAACUGGAAAAACAUUCUUAUAUCGUGCGUUGUUAGCUCAUUUAAGAUCUAGAAAAAAAAUAGCCAUUGCAACAGCGACAUCUGCAGUUGCCGCUGCAAUAAUGCCUGGCGGAAGAACAACUCAUUCACGUUUCAAAAUACCAAUCGAUGCAAAUGAGUCAAGUGACUGCAAUAUAUCAAAGCAAAGUGGAGUGGCUAAUCUAUUGCGUACAGCAAAAUUAAUUAUAUGGGAUGAAGCUCCAAUGGCAAAAAGAUGGGCUAUUGAGAAUGUUGAUAAGUUAUUCAAGGACAUAAUGGGAAAUGAUGAACAUUUCGGGGGUAAAGUGGUGGUCUUUGGUGGUGAUUUUAGGCAAGUACUACCCGUGGUUCCAAGGGGUACAAUUCACCAAACUAUUUCUGCCAGUUUGGUGAAAUCAAGGCUAUGGCAUAAAAUGAUAAAAUUUUCUUUGUCUAAGAAUAUGAGAGCGCAAAAAGAUCCUGAAUUUGGUGAUUUCUUACUUAGAGUUGGAAAUGGAGAGGAAACCUCUGAUAUUGAGGGUAACAUUAUAAUUCCUGAAGAGAUGGUGGUGAAGUAUGACAAUGAAGAGGACUCCAUGGCACGUCUUAUUCAUUCAAUUUUCCCGAGCUUGAGUAGUAAUGCUGAAUCAUCUACUUACAUGACAACUCGAGCGAUAUUAGCAUCUAAAAAUGAGGAAGUUGAUAAAUUGAAUGAUAAGUUAAUUUCUAUGUUUCCGGGAGACGCAAGAACAUUUCAAAGUUUCGAUGAAGCUAUCGAUGAUACAAAUAAUAACUAUGAAGAAGAUUUUCUCAAUUCUUUGACUCCAAAUGGCUUGCCUCCGCAUAAGUUGGUCUUGAAGAGAAAUUGUCCAAUAAUCCUCCUAAGGAAUUUGGACCCAUCAAAUGGACUGUGCAAUGGUACAAGAAUGGUGUGUAGGAAUUUCAAAUCCAAUGUCAUUGAUGCGGAAAUAGUCUUUGGCCAACACGUCGGCAAACAUGUUUUCAUUCCUAGAAUACCACUUUCGCCAGCUGAAAAUGAGGGUUAUCCUUUCAAAUUCAAGCGUAAGCAAUUUCCGAUUAGACUUUGCUUCGCUAUGACAAUCAACAAAGCACAAGGCCAAACAAUUCCUAAUAUAGGAGUCUAUUUGCCUCAACCAGUGUUCUCUCACGGCCAACUAUAUGUAGCUCUAUCAAGAGGAACUUCAUCAUCGACAACAAAAGUUCUAAUCAAGCCGGAUACCAACAAUGUUCGAGAAAAAAGGGCGACAAAAAAUGUUGUUUACAAAGAAGUUCUAAAUGCAGAUCUCGAAUACCAAUUCGAUGAAACCUUCUAUGUGACUCAAGGGUGGAUGAAUAGUGCAUCUUUCAAAAGCUGCCUGAGAUCAUAA
This is a messenger RNA of Erythranthe guttata (spotted monkey flower), 4677 nucleotides long. NCBI's taxonomy places the organism in Eukaryota, Viridiplantae, Streptophyta, Magnoliopsida, Lamiales, Phrymaceae. The record is from RefSeq and is a predicted model, not a curated record.